CAAAGUAAGCUAAUAACAUUCGAGUCAACCGUCUGCCUAUCGGUCCAAAAAGGCUACCCAAGCAAUCACCAGGUAGACCGCUCUCCGGAGAUUUUCCUUUCCCAUUCCUUCCUUCCUUCCUUCCUUCCUUUGACCUUUACAACCUCAAAUCUGACCAAGACAUCCGAACUGGGGAAGGCUCGGAAGCUCAGAUAUCAGCUUCCUGGUGAGAGUUUUGGGGACCCUUUUGCUCGUCAGUGAAAAAGCUCGAGUCUUGAUCCUGCUUCGAGUGCUGUGCUGAAUUUGGGGAGGUGGGCUUUGCUGCUUUUCACUGUUGGGGCAACUUUCCCCCGAUCUUUUCUCUGACAGAUCUUUGUUGGGCACAAGAUCUUUGCUCGCGGGUGUGUUUCUCUGUCUUCUCAGGUCCCCUGCAGCUGCAUCUUAGGAAUUUAUAGCUCAUAGAAGCUGUCUCUUGUGAAUCUGAAAACCUCAGCUUUGGUCUGUUGUCUUCUUCAUGGGGGUCUGUUGGAGCAACAAAAUCAAAGCAGAGACUCCCUAUCAUACAGGUGUAAACUCGAGAAAUGUAAGCCGAGAUGAUGGGAACGACUUGAGCAACUUAAGUGGCAAAGUCUCAUCGGCUUCGGUGCCACAGACUCCUAGAAGCGAAGGUGAAAUCCUGCAGUCCUCUAAUUUAAAGAACUUCAGCUACAGUGAACUAAAGAUGGCCACGAGGAAUUUCCGACCCGAUAGUGUACUUGGAGAAGGCGGAUUUGGUUCGGUGUUCAAAGGUUGGAUUGAUGAGCAAACGCUUGCGCCUUCAAAGCCCGGGGCUGGCAUUAUGAUUGCUGUGAAGAAGCUUAACCCAGAAGGGUUUCAGGGUCACAAGGAGUGGUUGGCAGAAAUCAACUACCUCGGGCAGCUACGCCAUCCUAACCUUGUGAAGUUGAUCGGAUUUUGCCUAGAGGAUGAGCACAGGCUUCUCGUCUACGAGUUCAUGUCCCGGGGCAGCAUGGAGAACCACCUCUUCAGGAGAGGAACAUAUUUUCAGCCCCUCUCUUGGAGCCUUAGGAUGAAAAUUGCCCUUGAUGCAGCUAAGGGGCUCGGUUUCCUUCACAGCGCCGAACCAAAAGUCAUUUAUCGUGACUUCAAGACUUCAAAUAUUCUGCUUGAUUCGAGCCACAAUGCGAAGCUAUCGGACUUUGGAUUGGCGAGGGAUGGGCCCACUGGUGAUAAGAGCCACGUGUCUACACGUGUCAUGGGGACUUAUGGUUAUGCUGCUCCUGAGUAUCUUGCCACAGGCCAUCUCACUCCGAAGAGCGACGUAUAUAGCUUUGGCGUGGUCCUCCUGGAAAUGCUUUCGGGAAGGCGAGCAAUAGACAAGAACCGGCCAACUGGGCAGCACAACCUCGUGGAGUGGGCGAAACCCUACUUGACCAACAAGAGGAGAAUUUUCCGAGUCAUGGAUACCCGUCUCGAGGGCCAGUACUCCCUUGAGCAGGCCCAGAAGGCCGCCAACCUUGCCGUCCAGUGCAUAUCCAACGAGGCGAGGGCCCGCCCCACCAUGGACGAGAUAGUGGCCACCCUGGAGGAGCUUCAGGGGUCGAAGAACCGGAAGGACCGGCGCUUAAGUUUGCAUGGGAAUCGCAGGUCCAACCCAAAAUCUCGCCGAGGCUCCGCCAAUGAAGGGUCUAAAAUGGCUUCCGCUGCCUCGUCUUACCCGAGGCCUUCGGCCUCUCCCCUCUAUGCCUUGUAGAGACUUCCGGAAGUAUUUAUCGAGGAGCCGACAGUUGAAUGCGUGUCUCAUCUACGGUACCACGGAGGAUCUCGUCCCAUGUACAGUGUUGAUUAUUAGGCUAAUCUUGUCAUGUAAUGGAGUCAUUAGUGUGUUCAAAACUGUAUGGACAGCUUGCUGAAUGGUUGAGGGACUCGCAAAUUUUGUCGAGGUUUUCUUGGUCUACUAACCUUUUUCUC
Molecule: messenger RNA, 1950 nt
Organism: Punica granatum (pomegranate)
Lineage: Eukaryota; Viridiplantae; Streptophyta; Magnoliopsida; Myrtales; Lythraceae
Source: RefSeq, a predicted model, not a curated record